This is a messenger RNA of Symbiodinium sp. CCMP2456, 735 nucleotides long. Lineage: Eukaryota; Dinophyceae; Suessiales; Symbiodiniaceae. The record is from the annotation of a GenBank genome assembly.
AUGCGCAUCGCCGCCUACAGCCAAGCAGCGGAGAAGGCUUCGAGGCGAGGGUUGGGCAGCCAGCACGCAGCUCCAGGAUCAGGCAACGCCGUGUGGCAUCAUCCUUGCCGCAAGGCACCUCUGCCAGAGUCGCCGAGCCGAGUCAGUCCGGAGCGCGGUGCGUCCGACAGCUCGCUGCCUAUGCCUAUGCUUGACGACAUGCGCGAUGAUCUUGUCGACGACAACGACAGCGCAGGGGAGGAAGUGGCUUCUACAUCGAGGCGCCUCUUCGAAACACCCGAGUGCAAGGGUCGCACGUGCGCGGAGAAUCCGAAGCACCGGAUCUAUGAGGCUGGCAUCCACGCCGGGAACGUUGAACGGCUUUGGCGCUCUUCGUCAGAUCAUCCGCCGAGCCCGUCCGAGACAGUCGCCAGCUCGGCCUGGUCCCUGCGAUCCAGGCGUCACCGUUCUGGCAAUCCGCUGAGCACUCAGCAGCUCGAGACCUUGCAGUCCUUCGCAGCGCAGCAGCAGCUGCAAGAGCGAAGGGACUACAACGCAAGGAACUUCCGCAAGGCCUUGGCGGGCGUAGGCCUCGUGGUCCCCGUUGCAAGCACGAAGGCUUUGACAGAAGCCUCCGGCCCUACACUAAUUACUCCUCAACGCCGCCGGCCACGGGUUACGACGACACCGGAGAAAGACCGCUGGGAUGAUCGGACUUCCUGUGCAAGGACAUUCGAUGGCCUGCCGCUCCGAACU